Messenger RNA from Plodia interpunctella (Indianmeal moth), 3556 nucleotides. RefSeq lists its product as uncharacterized. Lineage: Eukaryota; Metazoa; Arthropoda; Insecta; Lepidoptera; Pyralidae. Gene Ontology annotation, molecular function: metallopeptidase activity; protein binding. The record is from RefSeq and is a predicted model, not a curated record. The transcript has 7 exons. Bases 289 to 2955 code for a protein of 888 amino acids.
AAACAUUGUUGUCAAUUUAGUACAUAAUUAUUUAUUAUUUUAGAAAAAUAAGAAGACGCUACCUACGCUUGUUCUAUUGUUCUUUCUGGCUGUGUCUGUACAAUUAUAAUUAAAGUAUUACUUGUAUUAUGUUGGUUCAUAUUUAGUUUGUGGCUGAUUCUGGCUUUCAUCAAUAAAGUUAGUUCAUUACAGCUAAGUUAGCUGCCGCCUUACCGGAUUUUUAGGCAAAAUUCGAAGUGGAAAUAUUUGUGUAUGUCAUAGAGAUAUUUUUAACAAAUCAAAUUCAAUAUGGAUUUACAAACUUCUCAUUUAGCUGCGGCAUUAAUGUCUGGAUCUACGUAUAAUUCGAUACCAGAGGCUGCACCUGCUCUUGCAGUGACUGAAGGAAAUAAGUCGGAACAAUCUAAUGAAACCCCUAAAGAACCAUCCGACGAGGACAAAGAAGAGAUUGCCAGUGGAGAGGAAUAUACUGAUGAGGAAGCUGAAGCUCAGGCUGGCAGCAAGUCUAUGCCAGGUCGAGGUGUUACAUUACAAAUGUUGUUAGAAGAAAAAAUGCUAGAACCUGGCACAGCUGCAAUGACUAUAGAAUACUUGGGACAAAAAUUUGUUGGAGAUUUACAAUCUGAUGGAAAAAUAAAAUCCCAUGAGACAGAGACUAUUUUCUGCUCUCCAUCCGCUUGGGCCAUUCAUUGUAAGCGUAUAAUCAACCCCGACAAACGGUCUGGAUGUGGCUGGGCUUCUGUCAAGUACAGAGGAAAGAAACUGGACACUAUCAAAGCAACUUAUCUUAGGAAGAAGCAGCUUCAACGUGAAAAUAUGCAUAGUGAUGAGGAGACAGAAAUGGAGGUAGAGAAUCCUCCUGAACCACCACCACAAAGGAUAGUGAUGAAACACAACACUGUACCUAACAGAAUGAUGCAACAUGAUACCAACAUGCUGAUAGAAGCUGUGUCAUUUUCCUCAGUGGGUAAAGUGCAGCCAUUCCUUGUCUCUGUAAGUUCCAAUGCUUGUUUAAUUCUUGACAUACACUGCCAUUUGAAGAAGGAAGAAGUUUAUGGAUAUUUAGCUGGAACCUGGGAUCUCAAUAGUCACAACUUAAUGAUUACUCAUACAUUCCCUUGCCUUGUGAGUAAGAACGACACCCGUCCAAGGGUCAUGGUGGAGCUUGACAUACAAAUGGAGAUUGAAAAACUUGGUUUAACACUGCUCGGGUGGUAUCACUCCCAUCCCACCAAUCCCGCUAUGCCAAGUUUGAGAGAUUGCGACAACCAGCUGGAAUACCAGAUAAAAAUGCGAGGCCCAUCUGAAAUAUCUUACAUUCCAUGUAUUGGAGUUAUAUGCUCACCAUACAACCCAGAGAGCCCUGUGUUGGAAUCAUCUCUCACUUACUUUUGGGUCAUGCCACCACCAGAACAAAGGCCUACUGAAUAUCCAAGACCUUUGCUACUUCAAUAUAACUUGAUACACGAUAGUCACUUGUCUAAACAUGCCAUGGAGCAAAUACGGAAUUGUAUUAAAUACUAUUUCACAUUUGCCGACGAAACAUUCAUUAACUUUAAAGACAAUUUUAAACCAGAUAUCACAUAUCUAGAUAAGUUAAAGUGUACUUUAAGUGCGAAAUUCCCUCGGGAACAAAGUGACGGGCUGCUAUGGCAUUUCAUCCGCGAUGAGCUUGGAUGCUCUUCAGAAAACGACGAUAAAAUGGAUUUAGAUGCGCUAUUGGCAGUACCUCAACCUAUACCUGUUUCUAAACCGAAUCAAAGUACAUCAGUACCUAAUUUCCCUUCUGUCAGUACUUUGCAACAGAUGGUGAGCCGGCCGGCAGGGGUGCCACCUAUUAAUGUUUCGUCUGGGAUCGGUUCUCCUCAUAAAUUCGAAUCAUCUCAACUCAACAUUCCAGUGUUGCCUACUUCUUCUAAAUCUUCUAAGUCAUCUACUCCAUCUCUUCCAUCUGGUUACCCGAGUGGGUUGGAUAUGCUCACAAGCAUGGCUCUAGGUUUGGGGACUUCGAAUCUCCCCUUGCCUUUGACCGGUAGUGGUUUAGAUAAUUUAGCCGCCGCAAACAGUAUGUUGACGGGAUUACCUUCAAGCUUAUCAGCAAGUUUAUCGGGUUCAAAAUUACCUGAUCCACCAUCUUAUGCUGCUUCAUUGCAAAAUUUGACCAGCAGUAUCGGAAGCUAUGAUAAAGCAUCUACCAGCACGUCCACAAGUAGUUCUUCAGCGACUCCAAUCCCAGCUAGCAUAGCUUCAAACCUUAUGAUGAGUUCAGCGGAUAUUGCCAACGCUCUCUUUUCGGCUAGCAAAUAUUCCAGUGCCGGGAUACUGGGCAUUCCAGACCCCAUGUCUAAAUCGACUUUAGCGGCAAACAAUAUGUUUUUGUCGCCAUCUUUGAUGAAAAUGCAAGAAUCUCUAAUGAAGCCUUUAACCAACAGUAGUCCUAUUUCUGCCAAAGUCGGACUAGAUCAAAGCGCUUUGAUGAAAUCGCCCCAUGAUUUGUUAAAGGGUAACAAAGAUUAUUUGCCACCUGAUUUCGGAAGUGUCGGAAAAGGUAAACCAGAUAGUUCUUCUUUAGAUCAGAUGAAACAUACAGAUGUUGGAAUGAGCUCGAAAAGUGAAAGUACAAAAUCAGACCCAAUGGAUAUGUCGACAGACUUCAGUCUGCCAUCACGAGUAGGUGGUGAAUCUUUUUUGAAUCAAAUGCUAGAAUUAACAAAGAAGACUACAAUGCCGGAUUACAUGUCAGACUAUGGACAGCCUUUGAAAAUGCCCAAGCCUGAAGAUCUAGCGGCAUCUGUGCCGCCGUCUAGUCAUUCGUAUUUAAAUACAUCCAGUAUUGUGGAUACCAUAGCCCAGGUCGCCAUGGGCAAUUUCUCAAAGCACGACGAAUCUUUGGACUACAGCAAGGAACAAGACUACACCACUAAUAAGAGCAACAUGAGUGAAAGUGAAAAUUAGUUUAAUUAAUCACAUUUGAAAAUUAGCUUUACAGUUUAGUAAAAUUACAGUUAAGUAUCCUCAUAUAAUAUAGAGAAUAUGUGAUCUUAAGUACGUUGUAUGUAAACAAUGAUUGCAGGUUUUAUUUCCAGACUGAUUUAGUAUGUUCUCUUAAUCGAAUUUGUCAGUAUUUGAUGAGUUUAUAAAAUUACAAUUCAUUAACAUCAUUGUCUAAGAUAGAACGUAGUUUAUAAUUUGUAUUGUGAUAUACAAUAAUAUUAUUAUUAGAAUGGCUGUUUCUACUGGAUCAGACGAGAUAGCAAGUCUGCACAAAAUAAAACGUGAGCACUUGUGUAUUACAAUUUUCGACUGUUUUGUCCAUAAUAGUUUUUCAAUUACAUUUUAAAGGUACUUUUUCUCCCAAUUGAAUCAUCGUAGUGUAAAUAUGGUAUAACUUACUCAUAAAAUAUCUUGAAUAACCUAAACUAGCGGCGUUUUAUAUAAUUACGUAGUUAAUUAAUAAUUUAAUAGUCGCAUGACGAAGCAUUUAUAUUUAAUUUAUUUUAUUUUUAACGUUUAUAAAGAUAAGACAUUGUAUUCCAAUUAAAUAUUUUUUACUUAU